Lemur catta (Ring-tailed lemur) is the source of this 2346-nucleotide messenger RNA. RefSeq names its product leucine rich repeat containing 45 (gene LRRC45). Bases 248 to 2263 code for a protein of 671 amino acids. Gene Ontology annotation, cellular component: centrosome. The record is from RefSeq and is a predicted model, not a curated record. The transcript is spliced from 17 exons. NCBI's taxonomy places the organism in Eukaryota, Metazoa, Chordata, Mammalia, Primates, Lemuridae. Gene Ontology annotation, molecular function: protein binding.
GGGGACGCCCGCCCUAGAAGCGGCUGGGCUGCUCCUCAUCCCAGCUGCCGAGGAUCGCCCCACACAGAGGGGCCCCCUUCCUAGCGGCUGUCCCCGGCGCGCGGCUCCGCACAGGCCCUCAGGGAGGGGUGCAGCCCCGGGACCGGCGCGGAGAGGGGCCUGGGGCAGGUGGCCCUGUGCCCGGCGCGCCCACGCUGAGGCCCGGCUCUAGGAGCAUGCGGGGGCGGCCCUGCCCACACUCCGGAACAUGGAGGAGUUCCGGCGCUCCUACAGCCGCCUGUGCCAGGAGAGCGGCGCCGAGCCGCAGGAGGCCGUCCUGCAGCAACUGCACCAGCUUCCGAGGGGCCGGCUGGACCUGGCCACGCAGAGCCUGACAGUGGACACCUGCAGGGCCCUGGGCACGCUGCUGCAGACGGAGGCCCUGCUGAGGGAGCUGGUCCUGAGCGACUGCAUGCUGAGCGAGGAAGGAGCCACAUUGCUGCUCCAAGGGCUGUGCACCAACCCUGUGGUGCGGCUUCUGGACCUAAAGGGCAAUAACCUUCAAGCCGCAGGGGCCGAGGCGCUGGGAAAGCUCCUCCGACAGAACAAGUCCAUUCAGAGCCUCACUCUGGAGUGGAACCACCUGGGUGCAUGGGAAGACGCCUUCGCCUCCUUCUGUGGGGGCCUGUCGGCUAACGGCGCCCUGCAGCAGCUGGACCUCCGCAACAACCAGAUCAGCCACAAGGGCGCGGAGGAGCUAGCCCUGGCCCUGAAGGGCAACGCCAGCCUCCAGCAGCUGGACCUGCGCUGGAAUAACAUUGGCCUCCUGGGCGGCCGGGCCCUGGUGAACUGUCUCCCCAGCAACAGAACCCUGUGGAGGCUGGAUCUGGCUGGGAACAACGUCCCUGGAGACGUACUCAGGGCCGUCGGUACGGAGCAGGCCAUGGACCACAACCAGGACCGCCACGCCACCUUCCGAGAGAGCCAGGCCCGCACCCACGUCCUCAGCAAGGAGGUCCGGCACCUCCGGGAGGAGAAGUCCAAGCAGUUCCUGGACUUGAUGGAGACCAUCGAUAAGCAGCGGGAAGAGAUGGCAAGGGGCAGCAGGGCAUCGGCAGCGCGUGUGGGGCAGCUUCAGGAAGCCCUGAAUGAGAGGCAGUCCAUCAUCAAUGCCCUCAAGGCCAAGCUGCAGAUGACUGAGGCUGCCCUGGCUCUGUCAGAGCAGAAGGCCCAGGACCUACGGGAGCUCUUGGCCGCAGCUGAGCAGGAGCAGCUGAGCCAGUCGCAGAAGCAGGCCAAGGAGCGCAGGCUGGAGCAGCAGGAAGCUGCAGAGCGGGAAUCGAAGCUCCUCAGAGACUUAUCUGCUGCCAAUGAAAAGAACCUGUCUCUGCGGAACCAGGUGGACGAGUUGGAGCGGAAGGUGAAAUCUCAGCAGGAGCAGCUAUUCCUGACCAGGCAGGAGCUGACCAACACAUCGGCUGAGUUGAAGAUUCGGGCUGUUCAGGCAGAGGAGCGCCUGGACAUGGAGAAGAGAAGGUCCAGACAGAGCUUGGAGGAUGCGGAAAACCUGCGCUUGAAGGAGGUGGAGCACAUGACACGCCACCUGGAGGAGAGCGAGCGGGCCAUGCAGGAAAGGGUGCAGAGGCUGGAGGCCACACGGCUGUCCCUGGAGGAGGAACUGAGCCGGGUGAAGGCGGCGGCACUCAGCCAGCGCAGCCAGGCGGAGGAGGAGCUCAUCAAGGCCAGGAGCCAGGCCCACCGGGAGGAGCAGCACCUGGCUCACCUGGAGGACAAGCUGCGGCUGCUGACGCUGGCACGGGACGAAGCUCAGGGCACCUGCCUGCUGCAGCAGCAGAAGGUGGUGGAGGCCCAGGCCAGGGCCGGCCAGCUCAGCCUGCAGGUGGACGGUCUGCAGCGGCGCCUGGAGGAGCUGCAGCAGGAGCUGAGCAGCAAGGACCAGGAAAAGGUGGCCGAGGUGAACAGGGUGCGAGUGGAGCUGCAGGAGCAGAACGGCCGCCUGCAGGCGGAGCUGACCGCCCAGGAGGCGCUGAGGGAGAAGGUGGCAGCCCUGGAGCGGCAGCUGAAAGUGCUGGCGCGCGACCACCGGGAGGCGCUGCGCGACCGCGAGAGCGAGAACGCGUCCCUGCGGGAGAAGCUGCGGCUCAGGGAGGUGGAGAUCGCCCGCGUCCGCGACGAGGAGGCGCAGCGGGCGAGCCUCCUGCAGAGCGCCGUGCUGGCCUACGUGCAGGGGACUCCGCCGAGGGCGCUGAGCCCCCAGAAGUGAGGGGGCCGCGGAGCCGCAGCGCGUCCGGGCGCGCGGGGAGGGACCGGGGGUCCGGGACUUCGCGCUUCCGCGUCGGCCGCAGA